AUCCCACCCAUAGUUCCUUUCCAGCUAGACCCGAAGCAAUUUCCCAUUCUACUUCUAUUUUUAGGACUCAGACUCGAGAGGAACAUGACACACCUAAUACUACUAUCUUUCUGUGCAUGUAAUAAUUGCCAGCUAACCUAAGAGAAGCUCUUCUUUCUCUUACCAAGCCCACUUUCUUGAACUCUUCAAAUGUUUUCUGAAAAUUCUGAACAGAAAGGUGUGUUAAGUUCAGGGUUCUUAAAUUUUGAGUAUUUUGGACACACUCAGAUAAAGAGCAAGCCAAAUACCCCUAGUUCAUUGUACCCUAGGCCAAAAUUUGGUGAAGUCUCAUUAAUGCACUUAACUUAAUUCCGACCCUUUUCAUCUAUUAGUAUAUAUAUCAAUUUCAUGACUGUUGAAAAAUGUCCAUUUCUAGUCAAGGUCCAGAUCUUGUAUUUCUUUAUUCUUUACAACUGAGCAUUAUUUGUUUCAAGAGCAGUAGUCUAUAAGACUAUAACUCUAUAAGUGGUAAAAGAUGAGAUCAAAGGGUUUCAAGAUUUGAUCCAGGGAAAUAUAAUGCUGGGGUGGCUUUGCUGGAAGCAUGAAAAGAAUAGAGAUCUUGCUUCAAUUCAAGGGAAACAUUUCUACUGACCCAUUCAGUAGUUUGAGUUCUUGGGAUGCUGGUAAAGACCCUUGCCAAGAUUACAGUGGUGUGUUCUGUAAUUCAGAUGGAAAUGUAGUAAAGAUUCUGUUGUAUAAUACUGGGCUUGUGGGAGUGCUUUCUCCUGCUUUGUCAGAGUUGAAAUCCUUGCGCAGUCUUACAUUGUUUGGGAAUGGAUUUACUGGAAUUAUUCCCAGGGAUUAUGGCAAAAUUGAAUCUUUACGGAAGAUUAAUUUGAGCUCAAAUGCUUUAUCUGGCUCAAUCCCAGAAUUUCUUGGGGAUCUACCAAAUUUACGUUUUCUUGAUCUGUCCAGAAAUGAGUUCUCAGGGAAGAUUCCUUCUGGAAUGUUCAACAGUUGUAGAAAAGCACGGUUCAUCUCGCUUUCAAAUAACCACCUUUCUGGUCCGAUUCCUGCAGCAGUUGGGAACUGCCAGAGUUUGGAAGGGCUGGAUUUAUCUUUUAACAGGAUUACUGGUAUUUUACCUUCACAAGUUUGUGGUAUACCUGGAAUGGUAUACUUGUCUUUGAGAAGCAACCUGCUCGAUGGAAGUGUUCAAGAACAGUUCUCCUCCUGUCAAAGGUUAGAGCUUUUGGAUCUUGGAAACAACAAUUUUACUGAAUCAGCCCCUUUUGAGGUCCUUUCUUUGGCGAACCUUACAUAUUUCAAUAUUUCAAGUAACCAGUUUCAGGGUGGGAUUCAGAAUAUUGAAGUAUGUAGUCAAAGGUUAGAGGUUCUGGAUCUUUCAGGGAAUGACUUUAGUGGAGAAAUUCCGCCAAAUAUUGCAAAAUGCAGUUCACUGAAGUAUAUGGACUUGGGAUAUAAUAGGCUUACUGGAACUAUACCAGUUGAGAUUGCAGAUCUUGAAAACCUUGUGCUUAUUCGCUUGGCGAGUAAUUCUAUUACAGGCACAAUCCCUGCCUCGUUAGGAAGUAUAGAGUGGCUUGAAGUUCUGGAUUUGAGUAAUCUCCGCCUUGGUGGUGAAAUCCCUGACCAGAUAUGCAACUUCAGGUUUCUUCUUGAGAUGGAUAUCUCAGAGAACCUCAUAAAGGGGAAGAUUCCACAAAAGCUAUACAACAUGUCAUACCUAAAGAUUCUUGACUUGCACCACAACCAGAUUGAUGGGAGAAUCCCCGCAACAAUAGGGAAUCUGUCGAACUUGAAUUAUUUGGACUUGUCAGAAAACCAGCUAAGUGGUUCAAUCCCGAAUACUCUUGGGAACUUGAGACACUUAACUCAUUUCAAUCUAUCAUACAAUCUUCUAUCUGGAGAGAUCCCUUCAAGUAAGACCAUCCAGAAUUUCGGGCCCUUAGCCUUCUCAAACAAUACUAAUCUCUGUGGUUUUCCGCUUCAUUCAUGCUCUAACGCUUCUCUAAAAGGCGGGAAGCCCAAGUUGAGUGCUUCUGCAAUGGUUGCCGUUGUUGCUGCGUCUGUAAUUCUAACUGGUGUCAUCAUAAUAACCAUUAUCAACAUGAAGGCUAGGAAAAGGAGGAGAAGACUAGAGCAGACAAUGAUUGUUGAAACCACUCCACUUGCUUCAUCUGAUUCAAAUGUCAUUAUUGGAAAACUUGUUCUUUACAACAAAAGUUUGCCAUCGAAGUAUGAGGCAUGGGAAGCUGGCACAAAAGCCUUGCUUGACAAGGAGUGUCUGGUUGGUGGGGGGUCAAUUGGAACAGUUUAUAGAGCCAGCUUUGAAAAUGGGAUUUCAAUAGCUGUUAAAAAGCUGGAAACUUUAGGAAAAAUCAGAAAUCAAGAUGAGUUUGAACAAGAAAUCGGACGGCUGGCAAACCUUGAACAUCCCAAUAUCGUCCAUUUACAAGGCUACUACUGGUCUUCUAAUAUGCAAUUAAUAAUGUCAGAAUUUGUUCAAAAUGGAAAUCUAUGUGAUAAUCUACGUGGACAUAAUUAUCCAGGAACCAGCAAUGGUAUUGGCAACCCUGAAUUGAAUUGGCCUAGAAGAUUCCAGAUUGGACUAGGAACAGCAAAGGCACUUGCUUUCCUUCACCAUGACUGCAACCCUUCUGUUCUUCAUCUCAAUGUGAAGUCCACUAAUAUACUGCUGGAUGAAAACUAUGAGCCCAAACUAUCUGAUUAUGGUUUGGGAAAGUUACUCCCACUUCUUGACAAUUACGGACGAACCAAAUCCCAUAAUGCGGUUGGGUAUAUUGCUCCAGAGUUAGCUCAGGGUAUUCGAGUCAGCAACAAGUGUGAUGUUUAUAGCUUUGGAGUUGUGCUGUUGGAGUUGGUUACAGGGAGGAACCCCGUGGAGAGUCCAUCGGCAAAUGAGGUUGUGGUUUUGUGUGAAUAUGUUAGGCGCUUGAUAGAUAGAGGUGCUGCUACGGACUGUUUUGAUACAAUUUUGCGUGGGUUUGUAGAAAAUGAGUUGAUUCAAGUAAUGAAAUUAGGGUUGGUUUGUACUUCUGAAAUACCUGCUCGAAGGCCAAGCAUGGCUGAGGUUGUCCAGGUUCUUGAGUCUAUCAGAAAUGGUUAAGAGUCAGAAGAGGCAGAUGCAUGACUUGAACUACCAUAAGUAUUUUUUAUAUAUAUAAAAUGCUACGUCAUAUUCUUUGUAUUUAUUUUUGGAAGAAAAUAUUCCAUUUGUGAAUCAUAACUCAUAAUUUCCUUCUUUUCGUGCACGACUAAGAUUUCUUGUUGCUUCUCAUCUCUUCUGGUCACUUAUCUGGUGAAAAUCAUCUGGAACUUGUAAAGAAAGGAUCGGAUAAGUAGUCAGGCAGAGUAUGAGUGACAAAAAAAUCUAUGGUUGUGCACCAAAAGUGGAAAAGUGAAAGUUGAGAAUCAAAAGGGAUGACUAAAUAGUCGUGGGGGCAAAAGUAGAGUGUUUUCAUUUUGGAAUUGUGUAUCAACUGUAUUUUGAAUUCCAAAAUAAGGCCCUUCUUAACCGUAUAAGUUGUAACUAGUGGAACCCGGCCACUUGAAUAAGGAAAUUGGAAUUUCUCUUAUGCUGUUAUGCAUAUAGACAAUAUCUAUAUUCACACAUAUGCCAAGUAUUUCAUUACAUUUGAAUGUAGUAAUUGUGCGCAGCAGUGAGGGCAUGGAGGGACAUUGUCAAAGAAGCAAUAAGUAGGCUUCUCAUAAUUUUGGAACCAGCUUUUGUGAUCUAAUUUCACAUUAUCUGACACUGGUAAUGACCUAAAAGAGCUUUCUAGUGUUAAAUGUGAGUUUGAGUUGUUCUGUAAGCGCAAGUCUAAUUUCAUCAAAAAAUGGAGAGUGAAGUUGAACAAAUUCUGUAACUGUAAGUUAGAAACAUGUAUGUAAGUUAUCACAGGAGAAUUAUCUCCAUUGAAUUGUUUUUCUGUUUGCUUAAUGGUUUCACUGAUCUUUGAAAUCUAUUUUCCCCUACUUGUUUAGCUCAAUAGGCAUAUUUUUGAUCAGGUAGAUUAGUCAUUAGUAG
Messenger RNA from Cuscuta epithymum, 4051 nucleotides. The record is from the annotation of a GenBank genome assembly. Lineage: Eukaryota; Viridiplantae; Streptophyta; Magnoliopsida; Solanales; Convolvulaceae.